CAAUUUUUAAGAUGGUCUCCAGGCUCUAGUUGUAGAAUAAAAAUAAAAGUUCAUUCAAUAAUUGAUGAAUCAAAAGUAAAAAUUCCCUAGAAACAAAUGAGAAGAUAAAAAAUAAAGAAAUUGCAGAUUUGGCAAAAGCAAAAUACUCCUAACCAGUAGUUAACCAUCCAAGCCAAUGAAGAGGCAAAGGGGUUUCUUCUCUUUAUUUCAUUUUCACUUCCAUUAAUUUUCUUUAUUUUUUAGCUGAUGGGUAUUUGUUGCUUUGUAGGUUUGUUAGUGGAUAUGCCUGAUCAAGAAUUCAUCUGUUAGUGUUUUCUACUGUAUAAGCUAUGAUGAUGGUUUGCUCUUUUCUUGAUUUUUAAGUUUCAUUCAACUUCUUUCUGCAAUUUGAUGUGCUUUUGAUUACUUGUUGGUUUGAAAUUUUGGGGCUUUUGUGGCUGUGACUGAGGGAAAAAAAAAAAAACAAAAAGGAUCUUGAUUGUGUAGCAAAAAAACAAUUCUGGGGUUUUGCUUAAAUUUUGGUAUUUAGUGGAUUUUGAUGGGAAAAAUUGAUUCUUGAGGUAUUUUGCCCAGUUUUUGGCGUUGAGAAUUGUUAAGGAAAAAUAAUGGAAGAAGAUAAGGCGGCUUUUGUUAGUGAAGAAGAGACUAUGGAAGUGGAAAUAUCUGAUGUGAGCAAUGAGAUUGUUGUUUUACCAUCCGAAAAAGGUGAGGGAAGCAAUGGAAAUGUGGUAUUUUCAAGAGAAGUUCCACUUGUACAUAAGGACUCCACUUGUAGUUGUGGUGGAGGUAAUAAGAAUAAAUCGAGGGUAGCUAACGCUGAUUCGGAAUCAGUUCCUGAAAAGAAGCUUAGUAGACAAGAUAGGAUUGAGUUGGGGCGGUUGUUACAGGGUGCUGUGAGUGGCAGUGAUUGGGAGCUGGCAGAGAGUUUGAUCCUACUGGCUGAUCCCCAAACCCUGAAUGAUGCGUUGUGUAUUGCUUUGGAUUCAAUCUGGUUUUUAACUAGUCAUGAUGAGUUGUAUGGGAUAACGGGUUUGAUUAAGAAGAUUAUCGCUAAUGGUGCAUACGACUUCACUCGGGCUGCCUUGAGGACUUCGUUUCUUGCUUCUUGUGUUUCUGCUUGCCAGAGUCGAACGAUGGGCCUUGCAGAUACUGUCACUGUAAUGGCACAAAGCAGGUUGCAUGAACGACUACAAGAAUGCAACGGAGAUGAAGUCUUGAAGGCUGAAGCUGGUGCUAAGGUUCAGAAGUUCACGGAGUGGGCUCUUAAAUGUAUAGGUUUCCAUUCCCGCUGCCAAGGAAAGAGGGUUGGGGUUGGGCGUAACUCAGCUAUUGAAAUAGUACAACUGCAGCUAUCAGCUUUCAAAACUUUCCUGGAUCUUGCUGGGAACCACCUUACCGGGAAGGACUUUACAGAAGCAUUUGAUGCAGCUUGCUUUCCGCUUACACUAUUCUCAAGUUCAUUUGAUACUGGCUGGGCAUCAGGAGUUUCAGCUAAUGCAAUCCAAGGAUUGCUCGGCAUGUUUGUGGAAGGGGGUGCAGACAAUGUCAAUCAGUGCUUUCUUGAAGCAUCGCGUUUUGGGAGCACAGAGCUGGUCCGCAUUCUGCUGCAGAUUGCUCAAAGGAAUAGCUUGGAUGUUGAUGUUGACCUGGCUUUGGGAUUUGCUUCCCACUACGGUAAAAUUGGAACUAUGCAAUGUUUAGUGGACGAGGGUAAUGCAAUGGCUUUCUUGGGCCCUCUGAUGAGAGCUGCUGAGAGGGGAUGCAUACAGGUUGUUGAAUGGUUUGUCACAAGGGGAUGCAGAGACAUGGAACUAUGUCUGGCUCUCACAGCUGCGACCUCCAGUAGUCAGGUUGAAGUUGCUGCGUAUCUCCUCCCCCAUGUUCCUCACCAUGUUCUUGCUGCCCUCAGCAUCGAGAUUCUCAAGGCUGCUGGUGAAAGAAGCGGUGGUUCUCUUGAUGGGGUAGCAUUUCUUUUGCAUUCAGACUUCCUCGGUGAUCCUGUUGCCACUUAUGCUGUUGCCGACAGCAUAGCUAAGUCCGAUGAUGAUGCUGUUAAUCCCAAGCUGAGGAGUUUCCUUCGGGAGCAUUGGUCGGAAGCUGCUUUCUCAGAUGGACUGCAGCAAGGACAAGAACACUACUUAAACUUUGCGCGUAUUGUAAAAUGGGGCGAAACUCCUAUCUCUUUGAAGGAUCUUCCUGGACCUCUGAGGGUAGCAAUAGCAUACCUGCCACUGUAUAGAGAAAGUGUUAAGGCAGGGGGAUGCUGCUUGUUAUCUCAAAGACUUAGGGGACAGCUUGUGGAAGCAGCCAAAAGGCUCGGUGGCGUAGUACUGCAAGAGGCAAACCAAGGAAAAGAAUUAUUGGCCGUCUUGGAGCACCAUCUUCCUCCAUUUUUGCUAAAUGCAUCAUAGUACAUUCGAAGUUUUGAAAUUUUCACCUCCCCGGUCACCAAGUAUAAUAACAGAAAUAGUUGGGUUGAAAGUGAGGAAGAAGCAUCCAAGGUUGGUCUAUUUUCUAAAUGAACAAUUAGGUAGAGCUUUGUUUGCUUAGUUGCUGCAUAUCUGCGCGGAGUCUUGAAAGAUGUAUACUUAAAUGUGUAUGUUGAAUGUUAUGUAAGCAGAGUUAACCACAUUAAGAAGGGCUAGUAACUCAAAUGGGCAUUGUAUAUCGGCUA
Lycium ferocissimum is the source of this 2674-nucleotide messenger RNA. Its product is annotated as ankyrin repeat protein SKIP35-like. The record is from RefSeq and is a predicted model, not a curated record. Lineage: Eukaryota; Viridiplantae; Streptophyta; Magnoliopsida; Solanales; Solanaceae. Bases 606 to 2411 code for a protein of 601 amino acids. The transcript is spliced from 3 exons.